AUGAAUAAUUCUAUUUCAAUAGGUGAGAAGGCUAGAGAAAUUUUUUCACAAGCUGGAUUACCUCAAAAUGAUUUAAUGCAAAUAUGGAAUUUGUCUGAUCCCAAUAACAAUGGGAAGUUGAAUCAGGAUGAAUUUGCUGUUGCCAUGCAUUUAAUUUAUAGAAAAUUAAACGGAUAUGAUAUACCUUCUACACUUCCUCCUGAACUUAUUCCUCCUUCUUCAAGAGAAUUAUCAGAAAGUGUCAAUAUGAUCAAAAAUAUGCUCAAAUCUGAUGUUUAUAGUUCAAGUAUUGGAUUAGGUACGCAUACAUCAGGUGCCAAUUAUGCAAAGUCAAGAAGUUUUACUUCUAUACCUACAAUUGGUGUAAAUGAUGCAGUGGUAUAUAAGCAUAAGGAUGAAGACGUUGGUUAUGUUUCUUCAUCGAGACACCGAAUUCCUACCAUUACUCGUAGUCAAUCUGCUACUUCCUUUUCUUUAUCAAGAUCAUCAUCCAUAUCUGAACCUAAUGAAGAAGAUAAAUAUAAAUCUUCAAAAGUAUCAGACUUAAAAAAGCAAAUUCACGAAAAACAGAUUUUGUUGGAAGCUUUAUCAUAUGAAGCGGCACCAACAUCUUACCCCAGCGAUUAUACUGAUGAUAAUGAAUGGAAAGAGAAAAUUAAAGAUAUUCAAAGAAAAAUCAUUGAAAAGGAACGUUCAAAUCCAGAAUGGCUUAAUAGGGAAUUCACUCGAAAUUCUGAAGAUUUAAAUUCUUUACUUGAGCAACACAAAAAUUUAGAUUUUGAAUUGAACAAUAUGCUUGUAGCAACUGUUCCUGAUUUAAUUAGUAAGGUUCGUGAAACGGAUAAUAAAAUUGCAGAUGCUAAAUUGGAACUUUUUAAAUUAAGAGAAGGCAGCGGUGGGGAAUCCAAUUCAAACAUUAUUGGUACUGGGCCUGGUGGAAUAGUUACAGAAACUGAUAGAAUUAAAGCGAAAGCUCAAGCUAUGCUUCAAGCUCGUAUGGCCGCAAUUACCGGAAAACCUGCCAAUUUGGGUGGUGGCGGUGGUUCAGAUCCUAGAAAGCUUGAAGAAGAGACGAAUAGGAUUAAUUCUGAAAAAGCUGAGCGUGAAUAUAAAAUUGCCGAAAUUGAAAGAAGUAUUUCAAAAUUACAAGAUUCGGUGAUAAUGAUUUCAAGAGAUAGAGAAGAAAUUGAAGAUCAAUAUCGUAAACUUGAACGUAACAAAAGAGAUCGGGAAGUUGAAAUUCGAAAAUGGGAGGAUGGCAUCGGUGUGAAAGAUGAAAUUGGAAGAUUCAUUCAGGAUCUUAAAAGGGAUAGUUUUGGCUCUUCGACUAUAUCUCGUUAUGAUUCUUCAUCUCGUAGUGUCACAUAUAACAAACCAUCUUCCACUCCAUCUACAACAAGUGCCGUAUAUACCUCUGCAAUUAGUGCAACCCCUGGUUCAACAUCUAAGGCUAAGUCGCCUGAAGAACGUGCCGCCUUUAUUAAAGCAGAAAGUGAGCGUAGAGUGGCAGAAAAAUUAAAAGCUUUGGGUAUUAAAUCUACUAGCUAUUCGAAAUCAGCACCAUCAUCGGCUCCUGAUUCACCUACUUUAUCGGAUCGUUUGGCGCGUGAAAAGGCUGAAGCAUCCGAAAGAAAAGCUCGUGCAGAACGUGAAACAGAGGAACGAGAACGUAUUAGAUCCGAAAAACUUUUAGCGGAGAAGCAAAGAAAAGCAGAGCUAGAUGCUGAAAAAUUACGUAAAAUGAAAGAAUUUGAAAUUAGAGAAGAGGAAAGAAGAAAUCAAUGGUUAGAAGAAGCGAAAGAAAUCGAAAAGUCUAAAGGUAGGAAAGCCCGUGAAAAAGAAGAGGCUGCACGCGCAAGAGGAUUGGAAUUAGAACGUAAAAAACUUGAAACAGCCGAAAGAGAAAAAAAACUUGAAGAGGAAAGAUUAGCACGUAUCAAGAGAGAAGCUGAAGAACGUGCCGCAGAAGAAGAGCGUAUAAGGAAGGAGCAAGAAGCAUUAAUAGAAAAUGCUAAAGCAGCCAGAGAAAAGGCAAGGAAAAUGGAGGAAGAAGCAAAGCAGCGUGAAGAGGUUUCUAAACGUGAAACUGAAAGAUUAAGACAAAAAAGGGAAGAUUCUAUGUGGUCGGUGAAAUCUUCUGAUAGUGAUUCACAAACAUCAUCGGUUGUAGAAUCUGUUAACAAUAAUCCAUUUUUGAAAUUUAGUUCUCAAGAACAAAAAAGUAGCAACAUCGAUGAUAAUAAUAAUACUAUAGAGAGUACUAAUCCGUUUUUUAAGUUCACUUCUGGUACAACUACAAAACCUGAUGUACAAUUAUCACCAAAACAAAAACCAGAUGAUUAUGAUGAUUGGAAUGUUGUUAAUAAAGAAGAAGAAAGUAGUGAUGAUGAUUUUCAUUCUGAAAAUACAAGAGAUCUUGCAUCCAAAUUUUCAAAUGCCAUUCCAUCUCCACCACCAUUUCCUUCUAGUUCAAAUGCCAUUCCACCUACACCACCAUUUCCUUCUAGUUCAAAUGCCAUUCCACCUCCACCACCAUUUCCUUCUAGUUCAAAUACCAUUCCACCUCCACACCAAUUACCUACUACUUCGACUUCAGUUCCAUCGCCAUCACUGCAACAACCAUUAUCACCUAACAAUCAAUCACGAACAACUUUGCCUUCUCCCUCUAAUACACGAAACGCUUUAUUAAGCCAAAUCCAACAAGGAACGAGGUUGAAGCCCACGAAGACUAACGAUAGGUCUGUGCCCUUAAGUUCAGGUAGAACUAGUUCUCCUACACAAAGCUCAUCUAGUGGCGUAUCUCAACCGGCUGAUGAUAAGGCUGGUAUGGCUGGUAUUGCUGCCCUAUUAGCAUCUGGAUUACCAAAUCUAAAGAGUCGUGGUGGAGUUGAAACUGGGCGUUCAGCCACAGAAGGGUCCGCUACGCGUCAAAAAACCAUGGGAAGAAUCGACCGAAGAGUGUCAGCAGAUUGGUUUGGUAAUUUAUCAUCAGAUCAACUUGCUGGUGAAGUGACCCCCAAACCACAAUCAUCCAGUAGCGAAGAAGAUAUUUUUCAAGUUACAUCGCCGACUUCAACAUCAGGAGUUAAUGAUAUUGAUUAUUCACAAGAAUUUCGGGUCAAAUCACUUCAUCCUUAUCUUGGUACCGGUGCUCCAGAUGAACUUAAAUUUGAGGCCGGAAUUGUUUUUAUCGCUCAUCCAUCUAAAGAUCCAGGUAACGCAGAAUGGUGGCAUGGUUCAAUCGAACAAACUGGGUUAAAAGGAUGGUUUCCCAAAAAUCAUGUUGAGAUCUAUAAAGAAGAAAAAGAAAUUUGUAAAGCUAAAGUAUUGUUUGAUUAUAAAGCUCAAACCAUUGAACAACUUGAUAUUAAGACUGGUAACAUUAUUUCCAUUCUCGACAAGUCUUUUGGUGACUGGUGGAAAGCAGAGUUUGAAGGCUCUAAGGGAAUUGUUCCUGCGAAUUAUGUCGAAGAAAUUACUAGUAGUAGCGAUGAUACGAGUGAAGAUGAUUCAAAUCAGGUUAAAGAGGAAACCAUUUCUAAAAAUCAUGAUAUUAAUUCAAAAACGAAUAUUAUCUAUAAUUCUAUACAAGAAGACUCAUCAUCUAACACUGUUAAAAAGGUUUCGCCUAUCGACAUUCCGAGAGUCAAUAUUCAAAGUGUAAAUUCACCAACUACGAAUUCGUUUGCUAAAAAAUCGCUGCUUAAACUUAAUGUUAGUAAUUUAACUAGAAAACCAAGUCUUGAAAUUACUAGGAGCCCAAGUCCUACGAGAUUAUUUGGGUCGAGUCCAAUUACAUUUAUUCCUUGGAUGCAAUUAGGCGAAGCUCAUAAAAAUCAAAAUACUUCAUAUUUAGCAGUUUCUCCACCUAAUCCAUUACGAAGAUCAGAAAGUCCUGUGUCUCCCGGACAAGGACCUUCUGCCAUAACAUGGGCAAGUAUUAUGGAUCCUGAAAAGCUUACAGGAGUAUCAAAAGAGGAACGUAAAAGACAAGAAUCAAUUUAUGAAUUAAUAUCAACAGAGCAAAGUUACAUUCGAGACCUUCAGAUGAUAGUUGAAAUAUUUUAUGGACCUUUACAAACGAUACUAUCAUCAGAAGAAUUAAAUACUAUAUUUUCAAAUAUUGAGGAUAUAUUACUUUGCAAUACGGAAAUACUAAGCGACUUGGAACAAAGACAAAAAGAGGAUGAAUUUUUUGUUGAUAGCGUUGGGGAUAUACUCUUAAAACAUUACGAAUGUUUAAAAUGUUAUAAAACAUAUUGUGGUAAUCAAUUAAAUGCAAGUAAAUUUUUACAAAAAAAACGGAAUGAAGAUAAAAGAUUUGAAGAAUUUCUAAAGAAAGCUCAACAAAAUCCUCAAUGCGGGUCAUUGGAUUUAUCAAGCUUUUUGUUGAAACCUAUGCAAAGGAUAACAAGAUAUCCCUUAUUGAUACGUCAGAUAUUACAUUACACUGACAAAAAUAAUUUAGAUCACGAAGAUAUGAUGCAAGCUUUACAUAAAGCCGAAGCCAUUUUAGAGGAUACUAAUGAAGCAGCGCGGGAACAAGAAAAUCAGCUUAAACUAACGGAAAUUUCAAAAUUAGUGGAUCUUGAAGACCUAGAUGAGAAAUUGGAUUUGAUGAGUACAACUCGAUUGGUUGGAAAAAGACAAUUUAUUCUUGAAGGACCUCUUAGAAAGGCGAAAAGUGGUAGACAUUUAUAUGGAUAUUUGUUCAAUGACUUGUUGAUACUCGCACAACAUAAUAAAAAAGCCGUGGCACGAGGAUAUCAAUAUGCAUUAUACAAACCACCAAUACCAUUGAACGAAAUAUUUGUAAAAGAUGGUCACGAUGAAAUAUUUCAGGUUGUUCAUAUUGAGGAUAUUAUCAACCUUAAAGCAAACAAUGUCUCCAUAAAACGACAUUGGGUUAAUCAACUUGAAACAGCAAGUGGAUAUUGCCUAACCGUCGAAAGGCAAAAUCAAAAGAAGGAAAGUGAUUUAACUCAAGUUGAUGCGAUAUGUGGUACUUUGAGAGUACUAGUAUUUGAGGGUACCUUGCCAGUUGAAUCACAUGUUGGUAAAGAAAAAAAUGUUGUAAAUACAUAUUGUCAGGUACAGUUAAAUAGGCAAGUUUUUAAAACAAAAGUUGUAAAGGAUGACAUAUUUCCUCGUUGGAAUCAGUAUUUAAUGUUUUCGGUCACAACUUUGGAAGAUACAUUAAAAUUGUCGGUAUAUCAGUAUGAUAAAUAUACACAAGAUGAAUAUUUGGGAAAAGCUGAAAUAAAAUUGCGUUUACUUGAGCAUUAUGGAGAUAACGAAACCGAUAAACUUAUUUACCAAUUAAAAGAUGUAGCACCGGGAAAGCCUUUUGGUUCUAUAUCUGUAUUUUUAAGUUAUAAAGCAAUAUAA
Molecule: messenger RNA, 5388 nt
Organism: Funneliformis geosporum
Lineage: Eukaryota; Fungi; Glomeromycota; Glomeromycetes; Glomerales; Glomeraceae
Source: the annotation of a GenBank genome assembly